Glossina fuscipes is the source of this 1382-nucleotide messenger RNA. RefSeq names its product protein embryonic gonad. The record is from RefSeq and is a predicted model, not a curated record. Gene Ontology annotation, biological process: regulation of DNA-templated transcription. The transcript is spliced from 3 exons. NCBI's taxonomy places the organism in Eukaryota, Metazoa, Arthropoda, Insecta, Diptera, Glossinidae. Gene Ontology annotation, molecular function: DNA-binding transcription factor activity; zinc ion binding; sequence-specific DNA binding. The coding region runs from base 240 to 1382 and encodes 380 amino acids.
UUUAUAUCGCUAUGAGGACUCCCCAAAAAUCUAGGGAAAAAUGUUACUAAAACAUAAAAAGAGUUUCACGUGUGCACAUGAAAAGUGUUAGUGUAAGCUGGAGUCGAAGGGGAGAUUAACACAAAAAAAAGUAAGAAAAAAUAAAAGGCGAAAAGUUGUAAAAUAUAAUAAGACCGCGAACCAAAAACACCCAGCAGAGGAUAUAUGCUAAAGAAGUUUCAAGAAGUGACUCGUUUAAGAUGAACCAGCUGUGCAAAGUAUGCGGCGAACCAGCGGCUGGCUUUCAUUUUGGUGCUUUUACAUGUGAAGGCUGCAAGUCGUUUUUUGGCCGCACUUAUAAUAAUAUUGCAGCGAUUGCCGGUUGUAAGAAUAACGGAGACUGCGUGAUUAAUAAAAAGAAUCGUACUGCUUGUAAGGCAUGCCGUUUACGUAAAUGUCUGCUGGUGGGAAUGUCGAAAAGUGGUUCACGGUAUGGCCGCAGAUCGAAUUGGUUUAAAAUUCAUUGUUUGCUGCAAGAACAACACACCAGUGGAAGUUCAGCCAGCAGUGGGGCUAGCAGCGGUGGUGGUGGUGGUGGUAGUACAAAUCCAACAAAUGCGAAUAGCUUAGAACAAUUGGCCCGAUUACAUCAAAUACAUGCCCGCCAAACAUAUCAAGACAAAACGAAUCCAUGCAUAAAGUCAGCAGUCAAUGUAUCCAAUAUAGCAGCAGCAGCGGCCGCAGCUGCUUUAAAUAUACCAGGAAAUUCUUGUGCAACGUCUACAACAGCAACGGAUUUAACGAAUUUUCUGAACGCUUCUGCCAAAUUUGUAAAUGGCAAUGCCGAUAAUCCUGUCAAUGCCAGUGAAAUGCCAAAAUCCCGCCUUAGUGAUACGCCCAGUGAUUCGGGCGCAUCCUCAGCCGGCGAUCCUACAGAUGAGUGCACUAGCAAUACUAGCACAAGGCCACCGUUAUUACUGCAUUCAGAACGUAAUUGCAACUCGGCCCAUCAAGCAUUGGAAUUAAGUACCAACGGUGAUGAGGCAUGCGAUGGCGAUGAACGUGAACGCAAGCGACAACAAUUUCUACAAAUAUUUCGUAGUCAUUCCGAACCGUUAAGAAGUCCUUUUGUAUCAUUUGCCUUAAGUCUACCGCCUCCGUUAUUAGCAGGUACUCCACCCACUUAUUUACAACCCGCCUAUAAAAUUGAAAAGAAUUCAACAAAACCAGAAGGUAUUCAAGAUGAGCCCAUAGAUUUAUCAAUAAAAUCGAAACUGAAUGAAGAUCAGAUAUCGUCUUUGAAGACUUCUGAAACGGUUAUUAAAGCCGAAGGAGUCAUAAGUAAGGCAACAACACCUUUGGACUUGACAUUGGUACGAACCACUCCCACAUUGACCGGAUGA